CUAGGCCAGAAGUGGAAGAAAACCUAGCGAAGGAUUAUAUUGUCAUGUCUAUGUGUUCCAUGAAAGUAAAGUUAUGAACUUUGCAAAGAAAUCGUGAGAGAAAAAGGAAAAAUAUAUAGAGAGUCCCAUCAAAUUGUAAAUCAAAUUCACCCAACCGAACGGCUUUCCUUUCCGAGCUUACCUACGUUCGACAUUGAAGCGAGUCGCUGUUUCAUCCUAAAUUCAUCGCCUUUUUUGUAGGAGCAUGUCGGACGCUUAUUGGAGGUAUACCGACUCACAGCAGCAGCCCCCGUCGUCGGUUCCGGCCGUCGUCGGCAAGCGCCCUCGCGUCGAUUACGAUCCCACUGGUCUUCACGAGUUGCCCAACUAUUACCAUCGUCAAGAUGAUAGACCAGUGCUCCAAGGAAUUAAAAGUGUUGAUUCCAUCAAUGAGUCCUAUGAACGUUACCUACGCAGCUCGCAAAUUUCAUCUUAUGGUGGACAGUCUGCUAGACCUGUUGGAGGGGGUGUUCCUGGUCAUUCGAUCAAUGAUCCACCUAUAUUGGGGAUUGGGGGUGUGGUUUCAGGGGCAAAUGUUAAUGAUAGAAGUACGAGCUUUGGAGGUGGGAGGCCUAACAUACCCCUUCCACCUGAUGCUUCUAAUACACUAUUUGUGGAAGGCUUGCCUUCAAGCUGUACACGGCGUGAAGUAGCUCACAUAUUUCGCCCUUUUGUUGGCUACAAAGAAGUGAGACUUGUUAACAAGGAAUCCAGAAAUCCAGGAAGAGAUCCGGUGGUGCUCGGUUUUGUAGAUUUUGUGAGUCCUGCCCAUGCAGCUACGGCCAUGGAUGCCUUACAAGAGGUCACCGUUGGAGAAUUAUGUGCCUUCAAUUUAUAUAUUUAUUUUGGCUUGUCUUUAUGGAAAAUUUGUCUAUUUGUCUUUCUUUUGCGUAAUUCAUGAUUUCCUUCUUUUGGUGUCUUUACCCAAACAUGGGUACACGUACAUCUCUGUUUAUAUGUCUUUACAUACUAUUUUCCCAAGAUGUGGAUUCAGACAUUUUGAGAUAGUUAAGUAGAAAACAAAAUGUAGGGUGGAAUCACUUUGCCUUUAGUCCCACUCAAUCUCCUUCAUUGUAAUGCCUCAUUCAGCCACACGCUGAAUAUGGAAAUGGAGGUUUGACUGCAUGAGAACGUACGAUUCAGCAAAUAGCUAUAUAAUUGUUAGAUUUUUAUUUAUUUAUUUAUUUAUUUUGGUUAGGAAACUAGGCUGUUGUGUUGGGCUUGUUAAAGGGUAUAGGCAUUAUUAUGGGCAUUGAGCUCGCUCUAGUUUCCUGCCCCCUUGAAUAUGAGAUUAAGUUUUAAAAGAGAGGAUGACAUACAACGAAACACUUAAUAGGUUACAUAUCAUUUUAUUGACGUCAACAACAAUAUUGAUGCCAAGUGGGAAAUUUAUCUAAAGUGGCUGCCACAUCUCAUAUUGGGUGUAUGGUUAAAAAACGUCUUUCAAUCUCAUGCAUAUGACAGUUUAUGUAACAUAUUUGACGGCUAGAUUAAGUCAUUUCUUCAUUGUUGGGGAUGUACUUUUUAUGUGUAUUCAUAUGGCUCUGUUUUCUCCAAGGUGGGAAUAUGUUUGCAUGUGUAUCAUAGGGCUCUUAGAUUCCAAGUUGGGGCGCUUGUAAAUUUGAGUUUGUCGAUGCUAUCCUGCAUUCAGCCGGUAGGAAAUCUGGUUAGCUUUGUACUUGGUGUCAUAGAUUAUGCAAUCCAGUACCUCAUGAUAAAUUAUGUUUAGUAGUUUAAUUGCGUGAUUAACUCUAUGGUCUUUGACCUAUACAUUCUAUAUCCUUUCUAAUUUUCACGUUAAAAUUAUUACUUGGAGUGGGGAUUCGUACACCUCAAUUGUUAGGAAGGCUAAAUCACGGUUGCUGAACUCAACCAUGAGAUCAAACCUCCAAGCCUGUAAUAAGGUCCUUUGUGAUAUGUCCUUUUGAAUUAAGCAUAUAGUUGAUUAUGAUAAAUCAUAAAGGUGAAUAUUAGACUAUUUAUGAUUCAAAUCAUUUUACACGAUAUUUGUUCUUUUCCUACCUCGUCGUUCUACACGUAGCUACUGCAUAUAUCAGUCGAGCUCGAUU
This is a messenger RNA of Benincasa hispida (wax gourd), 2108 nucleotides long. RefSeq names its product RNA-binding protein 2-like. Gene Ontology annotation, molecular function: RNA binding. The record is from RefSeq and is a predicted model, not a curated record. NCBI's taxonomy places the organism in Eukaryota, Viridiplantae, Streptophyta, Magnoliopsida, Cucurbitales, Cucurbitaceae.